Molecule: messenger RNA, 1401 nt
Organism: Gossypium raimondii (Peruvian cotton)
Lineage: Eukaryota; Viridiplantae; Streptophyta; Magnoliopsida; Malvales; Malvaceae
Exons: 2
Coding region: 39-545 (168 amino acids)
Source: RefSeq, a predicted model, not a curated record
CAAAUUUUAUCCAAAAAUUCCAGAAAAAGGUAGAGCCGAUGGGGAGUCACUCAAUCAUCACCAGUAUUAGCUCAGCCCCACCUUCACUCCCUCUCCGUUCUGUUCCGGAGGUCGUUGCAUUCUCCGGCCACCUAUCUCACCGGAAAACGAGAGGGCUCCUUCUCUAUCCCCAGACCGCAAAUGCAUUCUCCAGCCCACUCCUCGUGCAUGCUCCGGUAGUUUUUGCAUUCUCCAACGACCUGUUUAACCGGAAAAGGAGAGGACUAGAGGUGGUGACACGUGCGGGCGCCAACACCAGCAGCUACGUGUUCGCGGCAGUGUUCCCGCUCUCACUCCUGGCUAUCACCAUCUUUACUUCCAUCAAGAUUGCUGAUAAGCUCGACGAAGACUUCCUAGAAGAUAUCUCUAUAAAUCAAGCAGUAAAGGAGGCAGAGGACGAGGGUGAUGAUGGUGGUGAUGGUGAUGAUGAUGCUAUUUCAUUGGAGGAAAUAGUGCAAGAACCUGUGCUUCCACGUACUCGAAAUCGUCCCAAGAGGGAAGUGUAAACAUCCAAUUUCAUAAUCUGUAUUAAUUGUAUAAUUCUUUUUCUGAGUGUAGAUUAAAACUCCUAGAAAGUGCCAUUGAACAAUGUAAAUUUGCCCUUUUGGGAGGGAGAAGGGGGGGAGGGGGGAUACAUUGAGCUCAUUUUGGUUGUUGUUGGAAUUUUGUCACAUAGCAUGUGAAUGAAGAAAACAAGUAUUGAAAGCUUUUCCUCUGUUUAGGAGUCUGAUUCGGUUUAACUUCAACAUUAAUAAAAUUUAAUGUAAUUGUCGGAUAAUGGUGCAGCAUAUGAUUUGAUUGAAAGGGAGGGGUAUUUUGGCUUGAAAACUUAUAUUUGAUAAUGUUAGGCCAAAUAUGCUCUUUAUUUAUAAAUAUAAAUAAGUAGAUUAGUAAUGUUUUGGUAAUGUUGGCAAAGAUUGAGCGCUUGGGAUCUUAAGUGUUUAGGUUCGAGUUCUAUUAUGUGUAUUUACAUGUGUGAGUUCUUAGUCUAGGUUUUAUUCUGGUUUAAGUCUCAUUAUCGGAUACCAACUGAGAAAAUGGUGCAACUGCAAUAUAUGAUUUGAUUGAAAGGAAAGGUUAUUUUGGCUUGAAAAAUCAUAUUUGUUAAUGUUAGGCCGAAUAUGCACUUUGUUUAUAAAAUAUAAAUAAGUAGAUAAAUAAGGGUUUGGUAGUAUUGGCAAAGAUUGAGAGCUUGUCCACUUUGGAUCUUAAGUGUCUAGGUUCGAGUCCUAUUGUGUGCGUUUACAUGUGUGAGUUCUUAAUCUAGAUUUUAUCUCACCAUGUGUAAUUGUCGGUUCGAGUCCUAUUGUGUGCGUUUACAUGUGUGAGUUCUUAAUCUAGAUUUUAUCUCACCAUGUGUAA